AUGAUUCAGACAGUUGACAUUCAGUGCCCCUUUCUGGUGAAUAGAGUUUGCUCAGCUCCCCUGGAUUUCUCAGGAAUUGGGAAUGGGACCCAUGAAGCAGAUGACAUGAUAGCUAAAGAAAGACGCUGGAACCAAUUAUUCAUCAGCUAUCCCAGUGGAUCAGUUCCAGCUACAAGCAGCCACAUACGCAGAACAGGGGCACCCUCCCGUGAUGUCCUUCUGGUCUCAGCCAUCAUCACCAUCAGCCUUAGUGUCACUAUUGUCCUGUGUGGGAUCUGCCAGUGGUGUCAGCGCAAACUGGGCAAACGGUACAAAAACUCCUUGGAGACAGUGGGAACGCCAGAUUCCAGCCGAGGCCGCAGCGAAAAGAAGGCCAUUAAUGAUCUAGACAGAGACUUUUGGAAUAACAAUGACAACACAGUGCAGCAGAAAUGGAGCUCCUAUCCUCCAAAGGAGUUUAUACUAAACAUAUCACCUUACGCCCCAUAUGGUGAUCCACGACUUUCCCUCAACGGCUCAUUGCUCUCAGGUGCAAAAUUGGCUGCUUCGGCCACAUCGGGGUUGGCAGGGGAGCGAAAUGGACGCCAUGGGGAGAGGCCACAGCUCCGAGAGGACGGCAUGAAGAGCAGCGUGUCUGCCCACAGCGAGCCCAGCAUUGGGAAGGCGGGGAGAGGUCGAUGGCAAACGGUGCAGAGCCACCUAGCAGCAGGGAAGCUCAGCCUAUCCAAUUUUGAGGAUCCCACCAUGUCCACAGCCACUACCCUUGAGUAUAUCCCCACCUCAGCAGGAGACCCGAAAUGCCAGCGCCCACGCACCCUCUUGCGCCAGCAGAGUCUCCAACAGCCACUCAGCCAGCACCAGAAACCCAACCACAGCCAGCCCACCACCAGCCAGAGCCUGGGGCACCUGCAGUCCCACACCAGCUCCACCACCACCACCGGCAGCAACCCCCGGGGCUGUCGGAGUGGACAGUCACGGCAAGGGACUUCUGCUAGCUCCAAGCAAAGGACAGCCGGUGGCCGUAGCCGUUCCAACCCUGGGAGCUGGGACCAUAUGGUGGGGCAGAUUCGGAACCGAGGCUUGGAUAUGAAGUCUUUCCUGGAAGGCCGUAUGGUGGUGCUAUCCCUUGUUUUGGGGCUCUCAGAACAGGACGACUUUGCCAAUAUACCUGAUCUACAAACCACUGGGAACCAGCAGAACCAGAACUCUCAGGGGGACAAGAGGUUACCAUCCGGUGGCAAAGCGGUGAAUACAGCAGCUGUGCCAGGGCAGACACAACACGAGGAGGCUGACCACAAAACAGAACCUCGCUCAUCUGUCUCAGAUCUUGUAAACUCCCUGACCAGUGAGAUGCUAAUGCUCUCCCCUGGGUCUGAGGAUGAUGAGGGACAUGAUAGCUCCAGCCGAGAGAACCUAGGCCGAAUCCAGUUUAGUGUUGGCUACAAUUUCCAAGAAUCCACCUUGACUGUCAAAAUAUUGAAAGCUCAGGAGCUGCCUGCUAAGGAUUUCAGUGGCACAAGUGACCCUUUUGUCAAAAUUUACCUCCUGCCAGAUAAAAAACAUAAAUUGGAGACAAAAGUGAAAAGGAAGAACUUAAACCCACACUGGAAUGAGACUUUUCUCUUUGAAGGUUUCCCCUAUGAGAAGGUGGUUCAGCGGGUCCUCUACCUCCAGGUUCUGGAUUACGAUCGUUUCAGUCGUAAUGACCCCAUUGGGGAAGUAUCUAUUCCCCUCAACAAGGUGGACCUGACCCAGAUGCAAACAUUCUGGAAAGACCUAAAGCCCUGCAGUGACGGGAGUGGAAGCCGAGGAGAGCUGCUCCUGUCCCUUUGUUACAACCCUUCUGCUAACUCCAUUGUUGUGAAUAUUAUCAAAGCUCGGAAUCUUAAAGCCAUGGACAUUGGGGGCACAUCAGACCCCUAUGUGAAGGUGUGGCUGAUGUACAAAGAUAAGCGGGUGGAAAAGAAGAAGACAGUAGUGAUGAAGAGGUGCCUGAACCCUGUCUUCAAUGAGUCCUUCAUCUUUGACAUUCCCACAGAGAAGCUGAGGGAGACAACCAUUGUCAUCACUGUCAUGGAUAAGGACAAGCUCAGCCGGAAUGAUGUCAUUGGGAAGAUCUACCUGUCAUGGAAGAGUGGCCCUGGUGAAGUGAAGCACUGGAAGGAUAUGAUUGCACACCCCCGGCAGGCCGUGGCACAGUGGCACCAGCUGAAGGCUUGAAAGGCAGACAUUGAGGACUUGCUCUGGGUUUCAGUAGACCAAGUCAACAUUUAUUGGCCACACUCUCACUACUUUAUGCACAACAGUUGCACCCUCUGGGGUGGAAGAAAAGCUUUGGAAUGACCACAGGCUAAAAAAAGGGGAGUGAACCUGAAACAUGUACUCAAAACUCUGGAAAAGUGAUGUUGGUGUCCAGCGUGCUGGUUCAGCACCCUCACGAGCAUUGUUACCACCUAACCUCCAACUUUAGCCUUUCCUUAAGACUCCUUAUGUAGAAAGAACAAGAGGGAGAAAAAGAGCAAGAGAGAGAGCAAGAGACCAGAGCUGACUGGCCCUCCAGCUGAAAGUGGCCUCACUGGCACUGAUUUGUUUGGGUUCACAGUGUAGAGCUGGCACUGGCAUGAUGGGAAGAGAGGGGUCUGCAACCGCCAUACAAGACUUUCUAUGAGUUCUUCCAGCCAAAGGCCCCUUGGGACGGCACGCAUGACUCUGUGCGAGAAUGCUAGCCUGCACUGGUGGCUGCACACAGGCCUGAGGGGGGAGGGCAAGGAGAUCACUUGCUUUGUUUCCAUGAGGUUGUUUCGUUAUAUAAUUCAAUAAAACUUAUUAAGAGUAAUAAUAUAAAUAAUCCUGCUGGCUAGACCUUUGUUCUAGCCAGGCCUCUCAGCAAAGGGGAGAAGAGCCGUGGUGGUCCCCAGCCUCCCUGGGUGUAUUUUGUGUGUGUGUGUGUAUAUAUAUGUGUGUGCGCUGUAACUUUGCGUGCAGGGCAUUUGUGUGUCACGUUUUCUUUGAGCCCUAGAGAAAUUGUUUCUCUGUGGGGCUUUGAUUGACAGCCCAGCAGGAAUGGAUGGAGAGAUUACUCCAUGUGGAAUAAAGAGGAGCAUGUAGGAUAAAGUGGAGGAGCCAAGAAUUAAGAGCUUUGGAUCAGAAGGCAGAGAGAACAAAGCGAGGCGAAAAAGGCCAUUUCCUCCUGCAUGCUUUGUGAUACAUAGGUCUACAGCAAUAGGGAGCAGCAACAGCAGGAGGAGGGGAAACCUAAGCAUUUCUGUGACAGAGCAGGAGAGACAUGCUGGACACCCUGCAAUAUUCUAGGGUUGCAUAAUGUAAGGUGACUGCUGUUAAUGUCUUGUUAGAGAUGGGCCUAACUUACCCGUUUAUUAUUAUUUCUUUAUUGCAUUUCAUGGAUGCCGCCUUCUUAAAAAGCUAAAAAAGGACAUCUUACAAUUGAAAUAUACAAAUGUUUUUAAUAUAUAUGAUACAGCAAUACUCCCUCACCAAACUAAUAAUAGGGAUUGUCUACUGACACAGAGCUGGUGUUUAGGUUAGACAGCCACAUGCCAUCAGAUGCUCAGGAAUAGAUAUACUGUAUGUCUGGACCUGGUGCCAAAAAGAGAAUAACAUCUGGACCAGAUGGGCCUCACUGGGGAGAGCUUUACAUUGGGAGGAAACACAUUCUGAAUGCCACCUCCUUUGCCACCACCCUCCAAGUCUCUCUUGGAGCAGAUAUUUGGAGGAAAGCCUCAGCUAUUGAUCUCAGGAUUUGGACAGGUUCAUGGCAAAAGAGGUAUACAAUCAAGUUUUGGGGUCUUACACUGUAUAAGGCUUAAUAGAUUAACAAACCAGCAUUUUCAGUUUGGCACCAAAACAUAUCAGCACUCAGUGUAUCCAGACUAAAAUGAGACCUUCUGGUCCCCGUGUUUGACCUGGCUGCUGCACAGUAUCCUGCCUGCUUUUUCCUAAUUAUCAAAAACAGCAGCCCUUAAUGUAACCUAAGUCUACAUAUACUUUGACAAUACUGUAUACUACCAAGUGUUGCUACCAUUCUACCAGUCAUAAGCACCCAAUCCAUUCCAAUCUGUACUGGCACAAAUGUGAGGUCAUUGCUUUAUUCCAGGGCUUAUCUUGACCCCAUCUUACUAUCUCUGACAUACUCUAAACAUAUUUUCCCUUCAAGUGGAGAACAAGGAUUAGUAUACACAACUUUUAAUGUAGCCAAGUCAACAUGACUUUUUCAAUAAUGCAGGGACUGUGAUGGGUGCUCAGAACACCAGAGGUGUGGUUUUGUUUUUUAAUUUAUUCAUUUAUUUAUUUUGUAUUUUUAAGGUACAAUAUCAAAAGUAACCACAAGAAACAUAGACUGUUCCCUUAUAUUUUUCUGGCAAGCUACCAGUAGCAACCUUGCUAAGAACACACCAUGCAGUGAGCUACUUUUUGCAGAAGGAGCAAAGACAACCCUAAUAACGACCCGUCUGCUGCCACUGGCAGUGCCUUUUGGGUGUGGGGGUGUGGGGGGGGAAGCAUUCCAAGUUCUCAAGAAAAAUGAUUCAUCAAAUCUAUUUGCCAUGUUCAAGGAUCAGGAAAUGAUGCCUAGCUAGAUAUCCAAAGCAGCUUUGUGACAGGAGGUGGCAUCUCCAUGCUGAAACAUUUUGCAUCAGCCACUCAGUAGAGCUAAAUUCACGUAAAAUACAGAUUGUUUCGGCUUCAGUAUGUCAUACUUGGUUGAGUGAUUCAGUCCUCAGGUGGCAUUUGCAAGUCAAUACUGCACAGAUUGAAUCAUGGGGGUGCUUCCAAGGAAAUAUUUUGUUAUGCAAUCAUCCUGCCCCAUUCACAUAAUUUAUUGGGAGAGUGAGAUAGCAGUACUGUAUAUUCCAUUUAUAACUCACUUGUUUUUCUUCCCUUACAAUUUUUUCCAACUCUAUUCUUACCACAGGGCAUCUGGCAAGGAGGAAAAGAUGUAAUAUCCGUCCAGUGCUUUUUGAUUGGCGUCAUUAGGAGCCACUCAUCUGAAAGCACCCAUAGACCUGAAAGGGAUCUCAAAGGCCACUCUAUGCCACCUGUUGCUUAGACAGGAAGGGCGUUGCAACAUCCUUAACAAAAGAUAACCCUCGUUCUGUCUGAAAACCUCCCAUAACUCCACAAGCUACAUAAUUUUCCAGACAUCUGAAGACAGUGAUCCUGUGGGCACUUAAACGUAUCUUCUCCAAUAAAUAUACCCGACACCUUUUUAUCACAGAACUUGGUCUCCAGAACUCUUAUCAUUUUUGCCUCUUUAACGGUCACUCCUUUAUAGCCCUACUACAGCCGAGCAGUCAGCCCUUUCUGAAAGAUUCAGUGCCACCACUGAUGGCAUGAGGCAGCUGCCUCAGAUAUGAGGGAGCAGCGGAAACCAGUUGGAGGUCAAUGUGAUGUGCACUUGGUUGUGUGCUUUGUGUCCUCCCCUUAAGUUAACCUGCUACACUCAAGUGCGUUCAUCACAUUGCACCGUCCAUCCCCUGUGUUAACUAACCUAAUGCCAGUUCAGGCGGGUGUUGCUUGUGGUAUAGAAAAGAGCACAAGCUUGGACAUUCCUUUAGGAAAAUGUUUUUUUCCAAGAAAGCGGGGCGGGGGGGGGUCC
Pogona vitticeps (central bearded dragon) is the source of this 5614-nucleotide messenger RNA. Lineage: Eukaryota; Metazoa; Chordata; Lepidosauria; Squamata; Agamidae. The record is from RefSeq and is a predicted model, not a curated record.